AUGGAAAAAGCUUAUUGGCGAAGAAAACUGCCACCAGGUUUUCAGUUUUGGAUGGAAAAUUUGGGCAGAAGCGUUGUCUAUGCACAGCCAGACAAUAUAUACGAGCAUGCAGCAAAAUACUUGGAAGAAAAGCUGAUGGAGAGAAAUAUGGCUCUGGAGAGAUUGCCAAAGAACUCUUAUCUACAAAAACUCGCUCUAAAAAAGAAUGGAAGAAAAUCGGAAAACGACGCAGUAUCCAAAGAUGACGAAAAUGAGGCAAUUUUACGAGUGGAUGAUGCAAAAGCCGACAGUGCACAUACUUUUCAAGCGAAAACAUCAUUAAGGGAGCAAAAUGCCAAAUCUUUGGGUGCAAUUACUUCUAAAGACAUUCCAAGUUCAUCACAACUUCAAAGAACUGCUGGAGAUGAGAGUGGUAGGGAAACUCCCGUUGAAGUCUCAAACGCCGUCGCGAGAACUCUUCAAGUUGCUCAAGAACAAAGAGCAGACGAUACUGCAGUCAUGGAAGAGCAAGCGGAGACCGAGAGCCAGGAAGAUGCCCAUGCAAGUCACGAAAAAACUCUGCUGCUUGAAUCUAGCCAGGUAAAAGUUUCCGAUCAGGAUUUAACGAAUGGGAAAGGAAGCUCAGGUACAAACUCGGACGAUGCUCAAUCAGUGGCAUACUCAGAAGAAAAUCAAGAUUCAGGUAAAAAUGAUUUGAAAGAUGAAGAUAUAAAAAACAGCUUUAGUAAACGAGAUGAUGAAGUAGAAAAUAUUGUUGCUUCUGACACUAAAAGCACUGAGCAACGAAAGUCUGUAAGUAACACAGAGAAGCCUGCUGAUAUUACGGCAACCGAAAAAGAACCAUCAAUAUCUGAAGAGGAGUCUGUCGUUCCUCAGGAACCAAUGCCAGAUUCCAGUCCAGUUGUUCCUGCUGCUGAAUCUGGUCCAGUUGUUCCUGUUGUAAAAUCUGGUCCAGUUGUUCCUGUUGUUGAAUCUGGUCAAAUUGUUCCUGCUGCUAAAUCUGGUCCAGUUGUUCCUGUUGUUGAAUCUGGUCCAGUUGUUCCAGCUGUUAAAUCUGGUCCAGUUGUUCCUGUUGUUGAAUCUGGUCCAGUUGUUCCUGUUGUUGAAUCUGGUCCAGUUGUUCCUGUUGCUGAAUCUGGUCCAGUUGUUGAUGCCGGGCCAAUUGUGCCUUUUGUCGAGGGCGGCCCAGUUGUUCCAGUCGCUGAAUCUGGUCCAGUAGUUCCCGCUGAUGAAUCCGAUCCAGCCGCCAAAUCCGGUCCAGAAAUGUCCGUCGCUGAAUCUGAUCCAGAAGUUCCAGCUGCUGAAUCUGAUCCAGUAGUUCCAGAUGCUGUGUCUGAUCUAGUUGUUCCAGCAGUUGACAAGGCAGCUGAAUCUGUCCCAGUUGUGUCUGCAGACGAGUCUUUCAUCGGAGAAGAAGAAGUGGUUGUUGAGACCAAAACCAUAGCUGAACAGGAAUCCUCACAAACGGCAGAUACUGCAGACAAAGAGGAUAGCAACGAGGAGGAACAGACGGUGGAAGUAGGAGCAGUUAGCUGUAGCGUGGAAGCCAUCGUUACAACGGAGGAAGAGAGCCAGCAAAAUUGUGAGGCAAAGGGUGAUGAAACAGAAAACGGCGGAGAGGGAGCGGAACAUGCCGAAGAGCAUCCAAUGGAAGAUAGGAAAGACUCCCAUCAGGCUGUAAUGAAUCCAGCGGAAAGCGCUGGAAGGGUAGACGAAAUUGCGCAAAUUGCAGAUUCACUAGACAUUAUUACACACCAUGAGGAGGAAGUUAAAGAUGGGGUCGAAUCUUUUGCGGCUGAAUCAGAGCCGUUAGAGAAAGUGGUUCAACCUUCAGAGGAAACGAAGUCUCCCGUCGUAAGAACAGAAAGUGGUACCGACACUCAAGAAAAAAUCACAGAAUCUGCAGAAAUCGCUGAAACAUCGGGAGAGACGGAGGUCGAAGGUUCUGAGGCCAGAGAAGGAUCAGGCGGAAAUGCAAUAAAUGCCGCAGUAACCGUAGAGAACGGGGAAAGUAAAAUAGGGGAUUCCACAAAUACCGACACGGAGAAUCCAACAGAAACCAACAAGGACGCUCCUACAGUGGAAGAUCAGUUAACAGAGGAUGGUACCACCGCGAGCAAAGAGGAUCACACCGCGGAAGUUCCCGCGGUGGCGGAGUAG
Molecule: messenger RNA, 2160 nt
Organism: Magallana angulata
Lineage: Eukaryota; Metazoa; Mollusca; Bivalvia; Ostreida; Ostreidae
Exons: 1
Coding region: 1-2160 (719 amino acids)
Source: RefSeq, a predicted model, not a curated record